This is a messenger RNA of Mugil cephalus (flathead mullet), 1019 nucleotides long. Its product is annotated as protein ripply2-like. Gene Ontology annotation, cellular component: nucleus. Gene Ontology annotation, biological process: embryonic pattern specification; negative regulation of transcription by RNA polymerase II. NCBI's taxonomy places the organism in Eukaryota, Metazoa, Chordata, Actinopteri, Mugiliformes, Mugilidae. The record is from RefSeq and is a predicted model, not a curated record.
GCUAGCGAGCAGUAGCCAUUAGCUCAGGCAGGUGUUUGUAUAUGCUCAAACCUGGUAUAUGACACUUUAGCACAGAGUGAACCCAAUGUUUUCAUAUCCUCCAGCUUUUAUACGAGUCCAUAGUGAAGUGAAGUGAGACUCGGGCCUUUCUCCAAACAUCUUGCAGACCUCUGGUGCAUGCAAAUGACCCCCGGCCACUGGGUGCAGAGCUCUCUGACUCACCACCGCAUGAGCUGUGGAUCCAAACCCAGAAUUAUUCAAGCCAGAAAGUGACCAUAUGGUCCUAGUUUGCCAAAGUGUGAUAGUGUGAUUUCGCACCUUCGCACCGUGGCGCAUGGAGACACUUGGGGACGCGUCAAAGCGCAAUUUGGCACGGGCUGCCGGUGUCCGGAUAAAUAGGAGGUUCCUGCCUUCAGCCUCACAUCCUCAGAGGACUUUACUCGGAGCGGAUCAGCGCAAGACCAUGGAGACUUACAGCAGCAACAGUGGAUUACCUUCUGCUUUUAAUGGAGCCAACGCUACCCAGCAGUCCAACAUGUGGAGACCCUGGACUGGAAACGAGCGCCAACAAGCGCAACAAACGAUUCACUCAAUGAAUGAGGACGUUUCUGACGCACAGCAUCCCAAACCUCCUCAAGUCGUCCACCCUGUCAAGUUGUACUGGCCGAAAUCGAGGUGCUUCGAUUAUCUGUACCAGGAUGCAGUCAUGCUCCUCCGGAACUAUCCGGUCCAAGCGACCAUCUGUCCCUACGGAGACUCCAGCAGCGACGAAGACAGCGACGAUGAAGAGGAGGAGGUGGAAAAGGAGCUGAACUAGACGUCACUCUUUUAAACCUCUGAAGACAAAAAAAAAACUAAAUAAAAAAUCAUAAUGUGAUAAUAUAUAGACAUAAUUUAAUUUAUUCAUGUAAAUACCUGUAAAUAGAUCUCCUAUUUCUUUUUAGAAAAAGGAAAUGCUUAAGUUAUUCAUCUAACAUUUCUACCUCUUUUGUAUUUUGCUGAGCUUUGCAAUAAAAAGC